Messenger RNA from Formica exsecta, 1119 nucleotides. RefSeq names its product peptidoglycan-recognition protein SC1a-like (gene Pgrp-s2). Gene Ontology annotation, molecular function: zinc ion binding; peptidoglycan binding; N-acetylmuramoyl-L-alanine amidase activity. NCBI's taxonomy places the organism in Eukaryota, Metazoa, Arthropoda, Insecta, Hymenoptera, Formicidae. Gene Ontology annotation, biological process: innate immune response; peptidoglycan catabolic process. The record is from RefSeq and is a predicted model, not a curated record. Bases 174 to 764 code for a protein of 196 amino acids. The transcript is spliced from 4 exons.
AUCCAGUUGAGAGAAUGUUACUAAUCUGCAUGUAUGAGUACACGUAUAUGUACGCAUUUGCUAUCGAUUAUACGGUCAAAGAUCAUGCUUCAAACAUAACACAUUUUUAAUUGAGAGAACUUAUAUAUUGUAUCGAAACUGUGUCGCAUCAGUUUAUCGUAUUGCAAGUCAAAAUGUACAUCGUGACGACGGCGACGUUAAUUUUCACGACGGUCUACAGAACACUCGUCGUUCAGAAGACUGCUGCCAAUGAUCUAAACGUUAUUUCUAGGGCGCAAUGGGGCGCUAGAGCACCGAAAUCACCAGCUACCGAUCUUAAAAUAAUACCAGCGCCCUACGUGCUCAUUCAUCAUUCGGCUACUUCCGGUUGCGAGACCCAAGAAAAGUGUGAAUUGAAAGUGAGAAGUAUCCAGAACUAUCAUAUGGAUAAUAAAAGAUGGGACGAUAUUGGCUAUAAUUUCAUAGUCGGCGAAGACGGAAACGUUUACGAAGGCCGCGGCUGGGGCAAAAAGGGUGCUCAUUCCAUACCUUACAACAACAGGAGUAUUGGAGUUUGUAUCCUUGGAGACUACAGCAACCGAACACCAAAUGCGACUGCGAUAGAAGCAGUAGCUAAAUUGAUCGCACGUGGGGUGGAUAAUGACGAAGUAAAAAGUGACUACAAACUUCUUGGACAUCGACAAACCUGGGCAACUGCCUGUCCCGGAAAUGAUCUUUACGCAAUGAUACAAUCGUGGCCUCAUUGGACGGAAGCUGCCACAUAAAGGAUUAUUUUUAAUAUGACCUAACACAAAAAUGGCUCGAUUAAAAAAUAUUUAUAAAUUACAAUUUUGUGAUUUAUUGAAAUAGACAUACAAUUUACGAGGAUCUCUGUAUCUUUUAAUAUUUGCAGUGCAUUUCGAUUCUUUAAGUGUUAGAUUUCGCAUCAUCAAUAAUUUCAUAUUUUAUAAUGUCAUUUCGCUAGUUAAUACAUAUUUGGAAAAAUAAAGUAAACAAUCCUUAUUUAAAAUAUGAUUUAAUUCAAUUUUAUGUAAAGAGAAAGAGAAAGAAAGCAUAUAUGUUUUGUUAUAAAAUAAUAAUUUAAAACUAUUAUUGAUUAAAUUAACAUACAUACAAAGA